AUGGCCUCCCUCGUCGUGAAGGGCCUCACCUUCCUGGCCCUGGGCGCUGCAGUGGCUCACGCUCAACUAUGGGAUCAGACCAUUCAAACUUCAUACGGUCCCGUCGAGGGUUUUCAAUACUUCAAUCAAUCCACUCUGGAGAAGUACUUCGGCAUCUCCGAUUCCAAUGUGACUGCGUUUUUGGGGGUUCCCUUCGCCGCUGAUACUGGCUACCAGAACCGCUGGAAGCCGCCGCAGCCUCGCGAGCCGUGGAACAACACCCUGAAAGCUACUAAUUUCGGCCCUGCAUGCCCCAGCAAGGGUACCGACAACAUCAGCGAGGAUUGCUUGAGUCUCAACCUUUGGACCAACGCUGGUUCUCCAGAUGCCAGACUCCCCGUUAUGGUGUGGAAUCAGGGCUCCGACGAGACUAGCAAUGACACCUGGUGGUACGGUGGUGGUAUGGCCUUGAAAGAUGUCAUCCUCAUCACCUUCAACCGCCGUGACGAUGCCUUUGGUUACCUUGCUCACCCGGAGCUCAAUGAGGAGGGAUACCAGACCACCGGGCACAAGACCUCCGGCAACUACGGCAUCCUCGACCAGCUGGAAGUCCUCAAGUGGGUUCAGAAGAACAUUGCCAAAUUCGGUGGUGAUCCAGACCGGGUGACUGUCGCCGGCCAGUCAUUUGGUUCUUCUCAGGUCUACCACGCGGUCAACAGCCCGCUCUUCACGGGUUACUUCCAUGGCGGCAUCUCACAAUCGGGUAUCAGAUACCCGUACGACACUAUGCUGGCUGGUCUAGCCACCUCCUACGUGAACAUGUCGACUGCCAUUCAGCAUGGAGUCAACUACAUCACGUCCCACAAUGUGUCGACUAUCGCCGAGCUACGCACCCUCUCGAUGGAGAGUCUUUUAAUCGGCUCGCAGGACCGCGUCGGCAAUGAGUCCAUCUGGUGGGUGACCGCACUGUCGGCCGGCUACCCACUCAUCUUCAAGCCCGUGCUGGACGAUUACGUUCUUCCCAAGAAGUACAUCGAGACCUUGAUGGAGGGCCCGGCCAACGACGUCCCCGUCAUCACUGGCAACACCAAAGACGAGUCUGGCGCGUCUCCAACUACCGACUACACCCUGGCUGAGUACGAGUCCUACUGCACACUCAAGUACGGCAAUCUGUCGAGCCGCUACUUCCAGCUCUACCCAGCCCAUCAGAACCAGACCAUCGCGGACCAAGCCUGGAAUGCCGCGGCCCGGGAUACCUCUCUCAUCGGCUCAUGGGCCUACGCCACAGACUGGUACAAGGCGGCUGCCUCCCCCUUCUACACCUACUACUGGACUCACGCGCCGCCCGGCCAAGACCAGGGAGCAUUCCACCAGUCGGAAAUCAUGUACGCGCUCAACGCUCUCUACGCCAACGCUGAUACCUACCCCUUCACCCAAGCGGACUAUGAGAUUCAAGAGAAGAUGUCGUCGUACUGGGCCAACUUUGCGAAGACGCUGGAUCCGAACCAGGGUGGCUCUUACACUGGGAAGGGUGCGCUGCCGCGCUGGAGCCCCAACAGUGCGAAUGGCACCCAGGCGGUGAUGGAGCUGGGCAACUCUUUUGGACGGGUUCCGAUUGCGAAGCCGGCGCAGGUCAAGCUCAUUAUGGACUACUUCCACCAGCAGGUGCCCUAUUAG
Messenger RNA from Penicillium canariense, 1656 nucleotides. RefSeq names its product carboxylesterase/lipase family protein. The record is from RefSeq and is a predicted model, not a curated record. NCBI's taxonomy places the organism in Eukaryota, Fungi, Ascomycota, Eurotiomycetes, Eurotiales, Aspergillaceae. Bases 1 to 1656 code for a protein of 551 amino acids. The transcript has a single exon.